UCCGAGUAAAACAAGCGACGCGUUUCGUCCAAUCAACACGAAGGCCAAAUUUAAGUACCGCCUUCUUGAGAUAAUGAUUACUAUUCAAGAUCAAAGUUGCUUCUUCACAAUUCCUACAAGGGCGGAAGAACCACCUGACACAACCAGCCACGAACGCACUACACUCUUUCGGUUACAUUUCCGUACUUUGUAUAGCUAAAAACUGAACAAUGUGGAAUCAAAGGUGAGUCGCACCGAUAAUUGCCAGUUUGGACUGGAGAGUGUUACCUGGGCGAGGAAGCGAAAGGUGUGCGAGGCAUUAUGAAGCUGCCGCGACAUUCGGUCAAUUUGGGGCUCAACCCGGUGGCUCUGGCUUAUUCCAUGACCACUUUGGGAUCUGUUAUGAUCAACAACCUAUUCAGCUUCUAUUACGUGAAGCUCUUCCUCAACAAGUACCAGAUAACCGAGGGAGCUUUCCACCAAUCCCAAGUGGUUUACAUGCUGUGGAACGCCAUCAACGACCCCCUCUUCGGAUACCUGCAAGACAAUUCCAAGGUGGCGUGCUGCUCUCGGCGACGUCUCUCCAUUCUGUACGGCGCCCCCCUCUACUCGUUGGCUUUCCUCAUCGCCUGGUUCCCGUGGCGAGCCUACACCCCUGGCGACUGGCUAUGCACCGUCCACUUGAUGGUUGCAUUAUGCGCCUUCGAUGGCUUGCUCACUUUUGUGCUGCUGGCUCAGUGUGCCCUGUUCGCUGAGAUUUCCAGCCACCAUCAGAACCGACUGAGACUCAUCAAGUACAGCCAGGUGGCGUCGAUGCUGGGUUCGUCAAGCGUGCUGUUCUGCGGCAUGCUGUCCAAAAACAUGGAGGACUUCCCAGCCUUUCAGGCCUUCGUCGUGAUCAUCGCCAUUAUAAGUUGCGUCUGCAUGCUCUACACGGGCUUCCGCAGCCAGAGCCAGUUUGAUGACAAAUCGUCAGACGAUUUUGACGAGCCCACCUCACACGGCUCGACGUGUUCGGCCCCCUCAGUGAAAACGCUGACGUGGCAAAUCCUCAUCAACAGGGACUUCCGACUCUUUGUGUUCAUGAACUUUUUCCAGGUCUUCAUGCUGGCUUUCUUCAGUAAUUUUACUCUGAUAUUUGCCGAGCACUUGAUUCCUCCUGAUAUGCUUUCACCAAUGGCCAGAAGCAUCAUGUACGGCGCGGGAUUCAUUUGUCCUCAGUUGUUGGUGUUGAGCUGUGACAGACUUCUGCACAGCCUUGGCUACUACAGAAUCAUCCUGUACAGCUUCUACCUGGAGGUCUUAAUGGGGGCAUUUAUGCUCGCACUUGGUGCUCAGAAUUAUCGAAUUCUGGCAUUAUUCCUCACCCUGAGCAUGGUCAUGGUGCAAGCAACCUUCAGUCUGUUCGGCUUGCCUCUCGCAGAUAUCAUUGACACCGACAUGCAGAAAUACAAGCGCAGCUCCCCUAUGUCGUCCAUGGUGUUUGGGACCAACGCCCUGUUCACCAAACCUGCUCAGUCUCUGGCCCCAAUGUUAGUGAUUAACAUUCUCAACCAGUUUGGCUAUGAGCACCUGAAGGAUGCUGGGAGGGACGUAAAUCCAAGAGCCUUGGAGAGCCUACACAGCGUCAUGUUCUACUUGGUGUGUGUGGUGCCUAUGUGCGUGGCUGCCGUUCAGGUCCUGGCUUGGAGGCCCUUCUCCAUUCAGAACAGCCACACUGUGGACAGCAAGUACAUUGAUAGCUAGAAACAAUUCAGAGGAAGAGGGCUCUCCUCAAUUUGGCCACAUAAUCGCGGAGAAUUGAUGAUCACCGGCUAUUGUAAAUGAGUAUUUUCAAGAUCGUCUCGGGUUAUAAUGAUGGGGAACCUGUAAUUUAUCUUCUUGUGAAGAUGUACGACUCUUAAAAAUGACACAUAUCCAACAUUUGAGUUAGAUCAAAUGUUUGAGAAGUAAACAAAAUAAAACGGAAAGUCUGUUGACUUUUGUGACAGUUGAACCAGUUGGCUUAUUACAAAGCCUUAUGAUUUCCAGUCCAAACCAUUCUGUUGAUGCUCGCUGACUUCCAAUUUGUUCUAAGUUCAAACAGGACAUCAGGUCAACGGAAUUCAUUCAUUCCAAGCUCAUCUUAAAGCCUUUGACUGUACAUGCAGCUUUUUAGGUAACAUUUUAACAUUUCGGACUGUCAUACAAGCGCGAAGAGAAGUUAACCAUUGUAUGAUAAAAGUCAAAUAAAGAGGCCGGACUCAGAAAACAAACGGGGAAAAAAAUUGUUGGAAAGCUUCUUUGGUCGUUUCCGUACAAAUGGUUUCGACUUUUUGCUUUCAAGGACAUGCUAGUUAGUGUACCCGAGCGUCUGCUUGAUAUUUCUUGAUACGGUUAAUUCACUGUGUCGCUCAUAUUGGUGGGCAGCUUCACCUUCUGUCAUGGAAAAAAGAACAAAAAACUUUUGGCGUGAAUCUGUUCCAUGCUCAAUCCUUUUUUUGUUCUUUCCUUUUCACAGUUCGGGGAAAACCUUGAUUUUCAACAGUUGAACAUGCAAGUCAACAGGUUCUGCCGGUUGCUUGUUAACGCUAUAGUGUGUAUGUGUGUGUGUGUGUGUGUGUGUUUGUGUGUUUCCAUAAGCUGAUUAAUCGUAUCCAUUUACUGUACUUGUAUAUAUCAGAAAAAUGCAACUAAACAACUACUGUAUUUCAAUGUUUGAAAUGAUUCCAUUUUUAUAAGGACUGUAAGCAAAUGCUGGUUUUUAUUGUUUUCUAUGCCAUGGUUGUGCGUAAUGAAGGUUUCCCAGUGUGCCUUGUACACUUUGUCCAUUGCGGUUCCGUACUGGAUAAUGUAAUGUAACGUGCCUUGUUUGACAUGUAGAAUGAUCAACUGUCUGGCUAAAUGACGAGCACAAGUUGGGUUUAGUCUUUUAUUAAAAAAUAGGUUACUCUUCA
Hippocampus zosterae (dwarf seahorse) is the source of this 2915-nucleotide messenger RNA. It is a transcript of the gene mfsd13al, whose product is annotated as major facilitator superfamily domain containing 13a-like. The transcript is spliced from 7 exons. NCBI's taxonomy places the organism in Eukaryota, Metazoa, Chordata, Actinopteri, Syngnathiformes, Syngnathidae. Bases 301 to 1725 code for a protein of 474 amino acids. The record is from RefSeq and is a predicted model, not a curated record.